Molecule: messenger RNA, 9847 nt
Organism: Mauremys mutica (yellowpond turtle)
Lineage: Eukaryota; Metazoa; Chordata; Testudines; Geoemydidae
Gene: CASKIN1
Product: CASK interacting protein 1
Exons: 21
Coding region: 552-5006 (1484 amino acids)
Molecular function (GO): protein binding
Source: RefSeq, a predicted model, not a curated record
GCUGCGAAUCCACCUGAGCGCGACAUAACGUCCUGGGCUGACAGACGUCAGAGCUCAUCUUGUAGGGAAGUUGCUGGGAGUCACUCGUGGUGGCUGGAUCCCCGUUUGGGAGGGUAGCAAAGGAAGCCAGAGCUGAGAGCUGUGCCUUGGAGGAGAUGCCAGGGUUGUCCAUUACCCUCCCGCCCAGGGGACACAUUCUAGCCUUAGUGGAGUCCAGGGCCGUGCAGCUGUGUGAAGAACCUCUCUAGGUGACAGCUGGGCAGAGCAGCCAUUAGAAGAGCACGUUCCGGCCCCUGCAGUGAGACGUUCUGGUUCAAAUCCCCGAUCCCGGGAGCCACGCGUAGGUGUGAAUGUGAGCGAAGGCGUUUUUGACAGUAGUAAUUGGGAUUGGAUCUCUCGAGCUCCUCGGGUCCGCAAAGAAAGUCAAUGUCAACUUCCAAGACACUGAUGGGUUCUCGGCGCUGCACCACGCUGCUCUCAAUGGGAACACAGAGCUCAUCUCACUGCUGCUGGAGGCUCAGGCCGCUGUGGACAUCAAGGACAAUAAAGGGAUGCGGCCCCUGCACUACGCCGCCUGGCAAGGCAAGAAGGAGCCCAUGAAAAUGGUGCUGAAAGCCGGGUCGGCCGUGAACGUCCAGUCAGACGAGGGGCAGAUCCCCCUGCACCUGGCGGCGCAGCACGGGCACUAUGACGUGUCGGAGAUGCUGCUCCAGCACCAGUCCAAUCCGUGCAUCGUGGACAUUUGCGGGAAGACGCCCCUGGACUUGGCGUGUGAGUUUGGCCGGGUCGGGGUGGUCCAGCUGCUCCUGAGCAGCAACAUGUGCACAGCCCUGCUGGAGCCCAAGCCGGGAGACGCCACCGACCCCAACGGCACCAGCCCCCUGCACCUGGCAGCCAAGAACGGGCACAUCGACAUCAUCAGGCUCCUGCUGCAGGCUGGCAUUGACAUCAACCGGCAAACCAAGGCGGGCACGGCCCUGCACGAGGCAGCCCUGUGUGGCAAGACGGACGUGGUGCGCCUCCUGCUGGACAGCGGGAUCAACGCCCACAUCCGGAACACGUACAGCCAGACGGCGCUGGACAUCGUCCACCAGUUCACCGCCACCCAAGCCAGCAAGGAGAUCAAGCAGAUGCUGCGGGAUGCCUCGGCGGCGCUGCAGGUCAGGGCCGUUAAAGAUUAUUGCAACAACUACGACCUGACCAGCCUGAAUGUGAAAGCCGGGGACGUCAUCACCGUUCUGGAGCAGCACGCGGACGGCAGGUGGAAGGGCUGUAUCCAUGACAACCGGACCGGCAAUGACCGCGUGGGCUAUUUCCCGUCCAGCCUGGUGGAAGCCAUCAGCAAGCGCACAGCAGGUCCGUGGGGCGCAGUCACCAUUCCCCACCACUACCAAACGAUCCCGCUCCCAGCGCCCAGGGCGGCUGUGCUUAACGGUGACUCCUCGUCCCAUCCGUUCCAUUUCUUGCCUCCACCUCCACCUCCUCCACCACAUUCCCAUCAGCCUCUUUUCAGUUCCUUUGGCUAUCACAGGCUCUCCCAUAGCGCUGCAGAGGAGCUGCCUUUUGGACCAGGUUCCCGGGGGUCCGACAGCCCGUCGCAUCUGUCGCCGUCGCAGGGCGGAUCCGCUGCCACGCCGGCUCCAGUGGAAGAGAUCUGGGUGCUGCGCAAACCCUUUGCAGGUGGGGACCGCAGCAGCCUGGGGAGCACGGGAAGCGUGGCCAGUGCCCGGAGCUCGGGAAGUGGCAGCCAUGCCCUGCACGCUGGCUCCGAAGGGGUCAAGCUGCUGGCGACGGUCCUGUCCCAGAAGGCGUCGGUGCAAGAGUCUGUGGUGGGUGAUGGGCCGGGCAAGGCCCUGGAGGCUCCUGCAGGGUCGUCUCGGACCCAGAGCCUGGCCAGCUCUCCCUACGCCGGGCAGCCACCCGCCGAGCAGCAGCUGAAGAAGAUCGAGCCAAUGUCAGAAGGGAAGAGCUCCGAGGCCGUCUACCAGUGGCUCUGCAAGUUCCAGCUGCAGCUGUACGCGGCCAACUUCAUCAACGCCGGGUACGACAUCCCCACCAUCAGCCGCAUGACGCCAGAGGACCUCACAGCCAUCGGCGUGACGAAACCCGGGCACAGGAAGAAGAUCACCUCGGAGAUCAACAGCCUGAACAUCCCCGAGUGGCUUCCGGAGUACAAGCCGGCCAACCUGGCUCUCUGGCUCUCCAUGAUCGGCCUGGCCCAGUACUACAAACUCCUGGUGGAGAACGGCUACGAGAACAUCGACUUCAUCACGGACAUCACGUGGGAGGAUCUGCAGGAGAUCGGGGUCACGAAGCUGGGCCACCAGAAGAAGCUGAUGCUGGCGGUGAAGAAGCUGGCAGAAAUCCAGAAGGCCGAGUACGUCAAGUACGAGUCGGGGACCCUGAAGAAGAAGGCGCCCCAGUCUCUGGACGUGCUGGCCAUCGAGUCCCCCCAGCAGGAGAACGCCGAGUGCCAGUCUCCCAAGAUGACCACCUUCCAGGACAGCGAGCUGAGCAACGAGCUGCAGGUGGCCCUCACGGGCACGGGCGAGGCCUCCGAGGGCCAGGAGAAGCAGGCGAACCAUGUGGCACACAUCCGGGACGGAGCAGGCUACCGGGGCCCCUCCUCCAGGCACGUGCAUGAGAACAGCCUGAGCGGCCGGGCCAAGCACAUAAGCAGCUCCCAGGAGCUGCUGGGGGACGGGCCCAAGGGGCCGAGCGCAGCCAUGUCCAAGAGCCAGGAGUUCCUGACGGAGGAGGUGAAGGAGGGGCCCCCCAGCGUGCCCAAGGAGGUCAGGCCCGUGCGGCACGGGCACCCCGUCAAGAGAGCCAGCGUGCCCCCGGUGCCAGGCAAGCCCAGGCAGUCAUUCCCCCCGGCCGGAGGGCGCUUCACCCCACCGCAGACGCCCACCAAGCCGCGGCCGUCCUCGCCCCAGACGCUCAUCGUGGCCCAUGCCACGGCCAAGGUCAAGCCCACGCCGCAGCUCCUCCAGCAGGCUGACCGCCCCAUGUCGCCCCGGUCCCUGCCCCAGUCCCCCACCCACAGGGGCUUUGCCUACGUCAUGCCACAGCCCGUGGAGGGCGAAAGCCUCGCCCGGCACCCCCCGGGCCCCGUGGCACAAGGAGUCCCAGUCCUGCCGGUCUCGGUGCCCGUGCUCUGCCUGCCGCCGCAGAGUGGGGAGGCGGAGGAGGAGCUGGGCAGGCCGAAGAAGCGCGCGCACAGCCUGAACCGCUACGCCAUGUCCGACAGCGAGCAGGAGCGGGACGAGCUGCUGGUGCCGGACGCCGGGCCCUACGCCACAGUGCAGCGGCGGGUGGGCAGGAGCCAUUCGGUGCGGGCACAGUCUGGUGGAGACAAGAACGUCAACCGCAGCCAGUCUUUUGCUGUCAGGCCCAAGAAGAAGGGGCCGCCCCCGCCGCCCCCCAAGCGCUCCAGCUCCGCCAUCUCCAGCACCAACAUGGCCGACGACUUCAGCAAGGAGGGGGAAGGGGCCGCGCCCGGCGGGGAGGAGGAGGAGGAGGCGCAGGAGAGUUACCGGGAGCAGCGGCGCGCGAGCGACGUGGGGGGCAGCGUGGACACAGGCAGCGCGGGCAGCGUGAAGAGCAUCGCCGCCAUGCUGGAGAUGUCCUCUAUUGGCGGGGGCGCCCGGGGGCUGGCCCUGCAGAAGCCUCACCCAGGAGGAGGAGGGAAGGGACCCGACGGCUACUACCUGCACCCUGCUGGCGCCAUGCACCUGGCCAGCCCGGAGCAUUCCCGCGUGGCCGCCGUCCUGGCCACUGCGAAGCACAAAGACGCCAUCGGCCUGGACGGGGAGGUGGUGAACCGGCGCAGAACCAUCAGCGGCCCCGUGACCGGCCUCAUCGCGGCCGCCCGCCGGGAGCGCUCUGACAGCAUCCGGUCGGACACGGGCAAGGACGGUGGCCCGGUGGAGCGGCUGCGGGCGGAGCCCGGGGGCUCCCCCCAGAACAGCUCGGCUGAGAACAUCCCCUUUGCCGAGGACGGGACCCUGACCAUCAAGCAGCGGCCCCGGCAGAUGGGGCUGGCCAAGGGCGAGGCAGGGGAGGGGCUGUCGCCUGCUCACCGGCACGGGGACCUGGCCAAGGUGGAGGCCAGCGCCACACUCAAGAGGAGGAUCCGGGCCAAACAGAGCCAGCAGGACAGCGUCAAGUUCAUCCUGACCGAGUCGGACACGGUCAAGCGACGGCCCAAGUCCAAAGACAAGGAGCAGGGGCUGGAGCCGGCCCCCCUCUCCGUCUACCAGAACGGCACCGGCACCAUCAAGCGGAGGCCGGCGUCUGAGAUGAGCGGCGCGGAGACGCCCCCGCUGGGCCCUGCUGCAGGCCACAGGCAGGACAGGCUGGAACAUGUGCCGCAGGCUGUGGGCGGGGAGCCCAAAAAGCCCUUCAAGCCGCCGGUCUCUCCCAAGCCCGUGUUAACCCCACAAGCACAGAAGGUCCCCGGGCCGCCCACACCCACUUCCAAAAAGGCACCGAUCCCCAGCCCCGGCAGCCCAGAGGUGAAGCGAGUCCAUGGCACCCCACCCCCGGUGUCGCCCAAGCCCCCACCGCCCCCGACGGCACCCAAGCCCCCCAAGCUCCACGCUGCCAUUCAGUCAGUGAGCGCGGGCUCCACGCCCAGCCCAUCCCCUGCCAAGCAGCUCACCACCACGAUCAAGCCUUCAAGCACACCGCCUUCGCUCUGCUCGAGCCCCGCCAAGCCCUUGUCGCCCGGCGGGCAGCCCCAGCAGGUGCCCGUCAAGCCGCCGCGCUCCUCCAUCGCCGGGCCCUCGACGGAGAGCGCCAGCCCCGAGAUGGCCCACCAGAAGCUGGAGGAGACCAGCGCCUCGCUGGCAGCUGCCCUGCAGGCCGUGGAGGAGAAGAUCAAGCAGGAGGACGGGCAGGCAGCAGACUCUGCCACAGAAGCGAAGAGCACAGUCAGCAUCCUGGACGACAUCGGCAGCAUGUUCGACGACCUGGCCGACCAGCUGGACGCCAUGCUGGAAUGAGGCCCGAGGAGAACCCCAGCUAACCUCAGGAUUUACCGUGGGUACAAGGGCACAACGCUCCCCUGACUCCCAGCCCCCCUCCCUGUCCCCCCUCGGCGACUAGCCCAUCCUUCGGGGUUUGCACAAAGAAGAAAAGAUUACCUCAGGAUUGUGCUCACACAGACCGCGGCCUGCGGCGCUCGGGGCAGGCUUUUGGCGGGAGUGGGUUUGCAGAAGCAAAAAAACAAAAAGCCCUGUUAUGUUUUUUUCCCUACCUAAGUAGCAAGCGACUGUGGGAUAAAGGCGCCCGUAAUGCCAUCGAAACCCAACUGCCAGGCCGAGAACGCAGUGGGGUGGGGCUCGUCCCCUGACUCGCCUCUCCAGGCCAAACCCGAACCCCAGCGAGAACGGUUCUGUUCCGGUUGUGCCGUCUAGCUGAACUUCCGCCUUUUUUAGUUUGAACCAGUCGUCCUCUCUCUCGCCGGACUCCCAGAUGUGACAACUCUGUGUGUAGCCAAACGUGGCCCGAAUCAGUAUUGAUCCGUCUGCUUUCCUCCCCGUUCGGUUUGGGUUAGACUCUUGUUCUGGUGACGCCGUGUUGCUAUCGUGUCUCGACCGAGCACUGCCAUUGGCCCGUAUGCCGCCGUCUGCAUUCCCAUGUCCCCGUCUGCUGAUGUUGGGAGACGCUAGGAGUGGGUGCCAGGGUGGGGGCUUGCCCGCUGGCGUUCGGUUAGCUGCAUGCUUUGUUUUAUUCGGAAGGUGUUUGUUUGUUCUUUCCUGGUGCUGAGAAGCUGUGACCGUGAGACGUUGUUCUGGUGACAAGUCCGGUUUGACCAAUUAGCUCUUUCAUUUUUUAAAAACGAUUAUUUUUUCUGUGUUCUGGUUAUUUUGGGGGCCGUCUUGCCGGGGAAGCAGCGCUCUGCGCCGGCACCGUGAGAACGCUUUGUAGGUUUGCAUGCUCGAGACAGUGUUAUGACAAGAAAAGAAAAAUAUAGAAAAGACCCCCCCCCACGUACCACUCCCUGCUGGGGGCGGCUCCUGGCGGCUGCCCGAGGAGGUGGUUCCCGGGUGGCUUUCACUGCACAGAAAGGGCUGUUGGAAAUCUGAGCACAGCCCCACCACCUGCCCCGUUCUCCACGCUCAGCCGCUUGGCUUCCAAAGACUUUGUCCUUGACACGGACUGUUCAGCCUUUAAUGCCUGUCCUCACCCCGCUCCUCUGCACAGGCUUGCUGGCCGCAGGGGCCUGGUUGUGCUCGGUGGACGCUCGUGGCAGCAGACUGGGGGCCCCAGAGGGAGGUCUCCAUUGAAAGGGAUGCUUGCGUGCGUGCGGUGUCCCCGGAGCAGUGGGGCUGCGGGGGACUCGGUGCGAGUGGGGAUCUGGGGCUCACCCUUCGGGGAUGGCGUGAGCUGGGCUGUGGAGGGGGUGAGCGGUGGCAGGGCCGGAACGUUGUGCUGGGGGCGGGGCAGAGACUCCUCCUGCAGAUGCUGCUUGAGGGCAGGGGCCUAGGGGCUUGUCAGCGCCCUGAGGGCCGUGGGCGCCAGGCUGUGGGUAUUCAGAGCCAGGGAUGGGGCUGCAGCACCCCUCAUACAAGCACAAUACAGGAGUCCCUAGUGCUGGAUUCCCAAGUAGCCGGUCAGGCCUCACUGCUCCAGUGCUGUUGCUCCUUCCCCCCACCAGCCCAGAGGGCAGGGCUGGGGCCGCGCUAAUGCCUCUGGAGCAGAGGGAGCUCAGGGAACAAAUCCCUUUCCUUGUCCCAGUCAGCCCUGCAUGGGGGGCCAGCAGCAUUUCCUGGUACUGCUCUGUUACGUGGGGCUCACUCGUCCCCCACCCUGCGCCCCAGCCCUGCCUGCCGUCUGGGAGACCAGCUUGUGUCAGAGCGUGACCUUGGAGAGCCGCAGUAGCUAACACGUGUAUAACCCCGUAGCACGCGGCCUGGGCAGGUUAGCCUCACGGCUAAGCCCUGCUGGAACGACAGCUGUGGCAGACAGUUCCUCCCUGCGCCACUGACUGACAGAGCAGGUGCCGCACCCUGCUGGUUAAUCCCGCUGCUCCGGGCGGUGUUCUGAACACCCCGCCAUCCGUGGGGAGCCCAGCCCUGGGCGGGAGCCGCUCUCCCUAGAAAUGUGCUGCCAGUUUCCAGUCCAGGCCCAUGGGCUCCUGCUAGUCCAGUGUCCCUUCUCCGCGAGGGACCAGUUCCAGAUGCAGCAGAGGCGGGCGGGUGUAAGAAUGCCGCAGUGGCAGAUGUAGGAUAACUCCCCUCCACUCUCAUUAGGCCUCCUCCUGGUCUCUUAGGGCUUGUCUGCAGGGCACCGCCGGGAAUUGUAGAGCUGAAAGGAAGAGGGAGCAGGUUUAAGACAAACAGAAGGAAGGACUUCUUCACACAGCACACCGUUAACCUGGGGAACUCAUUGCCAGGCGGUGUGGUGAAGCCAAAGUAUAACUGGCUUCCAAAAAGAAUUAGAUCAGUUCAUGGAGGAUUGGUCCUUCGAUGGCUGGACAGCAGGGGAUGGAUCAGUCAAAAAUUGCCCUGUUCUCUUCAUUCCUUCUGAACCAUGUGGUGCCAGCCGCUGCCAGAAGCCAGGACACUGGGCUGGAUGGACCGUUGGUCUGAGCCAGCGUGGCCGUUCUGUUACGAUGCACCGUGUACCUUUUAGCUCGUGCUCAGCCAUUCCCACCCCUCUGGCUUGCACCGCAGGGCCAUGGAGACAAGCCCUACCCGGCAGCAUUUGGCUACAGCCCUGAGGCAGGAGAUUUAAUGUCCCUGCCCAUGUGUGUGUUGCCAUUAGUUACGCUAACUCCGGUUCUGCUGGAUUCCCCCUAGAAAUGUCCAGUCUCCAAGGGGCAGGUGACCCCUGCGCUGCGAUGCUGGCCCAAGGGACUGGGGCAGGGGGGCAUCGGUUUCUAAAGUCUCAAUGUCCUGCCCCAUGUCUAGACCCUGGCUCCCUCCUCCCUGCCCCUUGCUGUGUCUGAACAAGCAGGGGUGACACCCGGACCAGAACUAACAGCCGUGGAACUGUGAGUUGGGCUCAAGCAUCAAUGCCUGGGGUCGGCCAGCAGGGCCGAGGCCGCGCAGCUGAUGUGUUGUCAGGGCUUUUCCUCCAAAUGCUUGACAGACCAGCAUUUCCCGUCUCCAAGGGCUCCAGUUCCGAGACCUCCCAUCCUGCAGCCUGUGCCCAGGUAGGUAGCUGUUACUCGCAGGCCUGGGCCGAUGGAUGUCAGUGGCACCAUGUGUGAGUGAGGGGGCUGGGAUCAGCUUCCCUGCUUCUUGCAAGAGCCAGUGAUUUUCCCCCGUCACAUCCCAGUACGUCUGCUCCUUUGUCAAACCAAUGACCUUGGGGACCCAAAAUUGGGCUAGAGGCAUUCAGCCAAGCCCACGGGCUCAGCUCCUUCGCUUCUGGCUGGAGCCUCCUGGUCCAAGAAGGUUGUUAGCGCGCUCUGUCCCCCCGUAGGUUUCUUACAUGCGCUGAGCUCAUUGCAGAGGAAAGAGGGCCUGAGCCGAAGCAAGCAGAGCAGUGGUGCACAUGGCUGAGCGAGGCCUGGAUUUAGGACAAUGCCUGCUGCAGUGAAGUGUUGUGAACACUUCCUAGUUGGGGAACAAAAACUCUUUCUGUGGAGGGUGAUAAGGGAUGAAGAAAUAAUAAGCUAUAUACAGAAGUAUUAAUUUAUUGGGAAAAAAAGAUUUAAGACAGAUAUUUUCCCCCAGAAAUUAAAAAAAAGAAUAAACUUUAACAAAUAUAUAUUUAAAAUAUUAAAAAUAGUAUCAAUUAUAUAAUAAAAGUUUUUAAACAAUCAAGAGAACUGGAUUUUAGCUUGAGAAAAUCUAUUAGAUUACAAUAAACUAUGUCUUUGUGGCAAGAUCAUAUUAAGAGUAGCACAAGCAUAAGAUACCUUUUAUCUCGUUAGAAGGUCUGUGCAAACAGCUUUCGGUUUGUUUUUCUGUUGGAAUUCAGUGUUCUUCCUUUAUUUGUACACAGUUUAAGAAACUCAAAGGAUGUGCCUUGUUUCAUGAAGGUUUUUGUUAACUCUGAUCUGGAGGUUGUUUUAUUUUUCUUAGGUGUCUUCAGGAUUGGUUUUUCUUUUUUAUAUAUGUGUGUGUGUGUGUGUGUGUGUGUGUGUAUUCUCGAGAAUACACAGCUGUAUAUUCAUGUAUAAACAGGAUUUGGAGUCUGGUUUAUCGCUUGAAUUCUGAUGAAUGCAUUUUGCUUGUGGUUUCAAAACAAAGUGUUGAUGUAAUUUUUUUCUGAGAAGUACAAACUGCUCUCUCUCUCCCAUUGUGUUUGCUGAUCCAGAUGUGUUUGGCACAACUUUGAAAUUUCUUUAAAAAAAAGCCUAGAACUAUCUGUUGUAAAGAAAAAAAAUGUAUCUUAAAAAAAAAUCCAUAAAGUUCUACAUGAUGGAUAUAUACAUAUAUAUAUAUUUUUUAUGAUUAAGUUAUGGAAUCUGUAUUGUAUUCCCAUUCUGUCAAAGCUAUGCAUCUUGGUGCUUUUCCCUGCUCUUCUGUGCUUCGGUUCCACCUAUAUUAUUAUGACUAUUCUGAAUAUUAAAUGGCUCGUGGUGCUUUGAAGACGUUUGCUCCUAUAAAAAGUCUGGCAACAAAUAUUUAAAGGAAAAAAACAAACCCUUAUCAACCUUAAUUGUAAAAGAGACAAAUGUUAUUUUUAUUGUUGGGAAUUAACUCCAACCAAACAAAUUCCAUGGUACAAACCAUUCCUAAAGCACCAGGUUGUACAGUGUGUGUAUAUGUCCUUCUGGUCCCCUGCGAUGGACUGACUCAUACUGUAAUUUUUUGUCAGGCAUGUGGCAGUGGUAUGCUCGACUGACUGCAUUUACUGCCAUCGGCUCUCAAUAAAUGUCUGAAAA